Messenger RNA from Momordica charantia (bitter melon), 2405 nucleotides. Lineage: Eukaryota; Viridiplantae; Streptophyta; Magnoliopsida; Cucurbitales; Cucurbitaceae. The record is from RefSeq and is a predicted model, not a curated record.
GACACAAAACAAAACUCUUCCACCCACUGCCAAUACCAUGACCACUACCGUCUUAGAGAUUCACAGCGCCGACCCGCCGGCUCCAGCUGCCGGCGAUGACGAGUGCUCCAUCAAGCAAGUGGAUAUUACAGUGCCGAAGACCGAUGACCCGAACUUGCCGGUUCUCACCUUUAGAAUGUGGGUCUUGGGGAUUGCCUCCUGUGUCAUACUCUCCUUUGUCAAUCAGUUCUUUUGGUACAGAUCCAACCCCUUGUCGGUUUCUUCCAUUGCCGCCCAGAUUGCUGUGGUUCCCAUUGGCCACUUGAUGGCCAAGACGCUACCGACGAGACCCCUUUUCAAGGGCACACGCUUCGAGUUCACUAUGAAUCCUGGACCCUUUAACAUUAAGGAACAUGUUCUCAUUACUAUUUUUGCCAAUUCUGGUGCUGGCUCUGUUUACGCUACUCAUAUUUUGACUGCUGUUAAGCUCCUCUACAAGAGGCAGCUCACUUUCGUUCCUGCCCUGCUUAUUAUGCUCACCACUCAGAUUCUUGGAUUUGGCUGGGCUGGAAUCUUCAGAAAAUAUCUGGUUGAGCCAGGAGAAAUGUGGUGGCCAUCUAAUUUGGUUCAGGUCUCAUUGUUUAGGGCACUCCACGAGAAGGAGAAGAGACCGAAACGCGGCACCACUAUCACCCAAUUCUUCAUUUUAGCAAUGAUUUGCAGCUUUGCUUACUAUGUUCUUCCUGGCUACCUUUUCUUUAUGCUCACCUCUUUCUCUUGGGUGUGUUGGUUUAAUUCCAAGUCUGUUUUGCUUCAUCAACUGGGCUCUGGCACGCGCGGCCUUGGAAUUGGCGCAUUUGGGGUAGAUUGGACCACAAUUUCAUCUUAUCUUGGAAGUCCCUUGGCUAGUCCUUGGUUUGCCACUGCCAAUAUUGCUGUGGGAUUCUUUCUUGUUAUGUAUGUGAUGACACCCCUUUGCUACUGGUUCGAUGUUUAUGGAGCAAAGAAGUUCCCCAUAUAUUCGAGCAGCCUUUUCAUGUCCAAUGGUCUCAAGUACAACCUCUCGAGUAUUGUGAAUUCAAAUUUCCAUCUUGAUCGAGGUGUUUACCGCACAACUGGGCCUGUAAAUCUCAGUACCUUCUUUGCAAUGACCUACGGACUUGGAUUUGCCACACUUUCUGCUACACUUGUUCAUGUCUUUCUCUUCAAUGGAAGGGAACUGUGGAACCAGAGCAAAAACGCCUUUGGAGGGAAGAGGAAAAUGGACAUACAUACGAGGCUUAUGAAAGCCUAUAAACAAGUACCUACAUGGUGGUUCCUCAUCAUCCUUGUGUUGAGCAUUGGUCUCUCUAUUUUUGCUUGUCAAUAUUACAAUGCAUCUCUUCAAUUGCCUUGGUGGGGUGUUCUGUUAGCUUGUGCCAUUGCCUUCUUUUUCACUCUUCCAAUUGGAAUCAUUGCCGCUACCACAAACCAAUCACCUGGUUUGAAUAUUAUAACAGAGUACAUCAUUGGCUAUGCGUAUCCUGAGCGUCCAGUCGCAAACAUGUGUUUCAAGGUGUUCGGAUAUAUUAGCAUGACACAAGCUCUAACAUUUGUGUCCGACUUUAAACUUGGUCACUACAUGAAGAUCCCACCACAUUUUCUAUACUUUGGGCAGAUGGUGGGAACAAUCAUAGCCGUGGUGGUAUACAUUUCAACCGCCUGGUGGCUAAUGGGAUCAAUUCAUAACCUUUGUGACACUAACCUGCUGCCAUCGAAUAGCCCCUGGACUUGCCCGAUGGAUCGUGUGUUCUUCGAUGCUUCAGUCAUUUGGGGGCUUGUUGGGCCUCGUAGAAUCUUUGGGAACUUGGGAGAAUAUGGAGCUGUGAAUUGGUUCUUUAUUGGUGGAGCCAUUGCCCCUCUGCUCGUAUGGAUUGCGCACAAGAUGUUCCCCAAGCAUUCAUGGAUUCGCCUCAUCCACAUGCCAGUCCUAUUGGGCGCUACAGCGAUGAUGCCGCCCGCCAGUGCCGUGAACUUUACUAGUUGGCUCAUCUGUGGGUUUCUGUUUGGAUUUUUCCUUUUCAGAUAUAAGACACAGUGGUGGAGACGCUACAAUUAUAUCCUCUCCGGCGGCCUGGACGCAGGAACUGCCUUCAUGACAAUAUUGAUAUUUCUGACACUGGGAUCAAAGGGAAUUGACUGGUGGGGAAACAAUGUGGAUGGCUGCCCUCUGGCCAGUUGCCCAACUGCCGGAGGAGUUAUGGUUGAUGGCUGCGCAAGCGCAAUUAGAUGAUCUAAUUUUUUUAGCUUAGCAACUAGCAAGGGUUUAUAAACUGAUUUUUUAUCUUUUAUUUUUUUAAUUUCUAGAUAGCUUCUCUACCGUAAAUACCAUGUGGGUCUGUAAAUGACGAUUCUUGUAACAGCCCAUUUAUUAAACUAAAAAUAUU